Molecule: messenger RNA, 1420 nt
Organism: Humulus lupulus (European hop)
Lineage: Eukaryota; Viridiplantae; Streptophyta; Magnoliopsida; Rosales; Cannabaceae
Product: plastid lipid-associated protein 3, chloroplastic
Exons: 3
Coding region: 88-1206 (372 amino acids)
Source: RefSeq, a predicted model, not a curated record
UAAUUAAAAAAGAAAUGAUUCGUCCUCACACCCUUCGAAUAUAGUGAGCAGACCCGCCCACCCAAAGCCAGUGGAGAAGAAGCAAUAAUGGCUCUCUUAUUCACUUCUGCUCACUCUUCCCUCUUCUCCACAAACCCUAACAAGCCAUUUCCAUUACGUUCCGUACUCUAUUCACUCCCAUCUUCUUCUUCUCUUUCCCUCCAAAACCCUAUUAGAACCCGAGUCGACCGAUGCCGCUCCCUCCGCUUACGCUCAUCUCUCUCCGAUCAAAACUCCGAUCCUGUUCCUGGAAACCCCCCCUCCGAAUCCGGAGAUGAGCUCGCCGGAGGAAUGGCCAAGGUCACCAACGAAUGGGGCGAAGAGGCCGAGCCUGAGGAGCUUACUUCAUCCACGAAGCUUGCUGACUCAGACCCUCCCAAGGAUGAGGACGAAUGGGGAGGGGCAGAUCGUUCUGGGGGUAUCGAUAAUGGCUGCGCGGAUAGUAUUGGGGCUGAAACGGAGGAUUUGGGUGUGAAUGAUAAGCUUGCGGAGCUCAAAAGGUGCUUGGUGGACAGUGUAUACGGCGCUGAGUUGGGGUUUCGGGCUAGCUUGGAGGAGAGAGCUGAGAUUUUGGAGUUGGUGAAUCAAUUGGAAGCUGUAAAUCCCACGCCAGCACCGACGUCGGCGCCGGAGCUUCUUGAUGGAAAAUGGAUUUUGCUGUACACUGGAUCUUCCGAACUUUGGCCACUUUUGGCAGCAGGUUCGACACCAUUGUUAAAAGUAGAUCAGAUAAGCCAAUCAAUUGACACCAGGAGUCUCACUAUUGUGAACUCGACCACAUUAUCCAACCCCUUAUCGACUUUCUCUUUCAGUGCAUCUGCUACUUUUGAAGUUCGUAGUCCCUCAAGAAUACAGGUUCAAUUUAAGGAAGGCACCUUUCAACCUCCAGAUAUAAAGUCAAGGGUUGAUCUCCCAGGAGAAUUGAAUGUGUUUGGGCAGAAAAUCAACCUGGCUUCUUUGCAGCAAACACUGAAUCCCGUUCAGGAGGUUGUGGCAAAUAUCUCUCGUGCGAUUUCUGGUCAACCACCUCUUAAGCUUCCCAUUCCAGGCGAGAGGAACAGCUCCUGGCUUCUCAUAACAUACCUUGAUGCAGAUUUUCGAAUCUCAAGGGGAGAUGGUGGUCUUUUUAUUCUUGCUAGAGAAGGGAGUACUCUUCUAAAUCAGUAGCCAUGUACAUUAAGUUCGGCGGGUUAUCUACAAGAGUACACUUGAUGAUCUAUUCUCUCUUUCUUUUUUGAUAUAUUUUUAAAGUUUCCUGUAGAAGGGAAAAAGAGGGUAUGAUUGUCAUCUUGUAUAUGUUAAAUGCUAUUACAAGUUGGGAGUAAAUUAGAACAAAUAUUAAGGAAAUAAUUCUAUAGGAAAAAAAAAUUACCUUCUAUAA